UCGGCUAAAGGUAGGGCUGCCCGCAGCCACCUCAGGGAGCGUGAGAGAGUAUAUAGCUGCCUGCCGACUGGUUCCUCUUCGUUUAAGCUUUUGGAUGAGGGCGAGAAUUCUGAUUCUAUUGAAAUUUGUUUCGAACAGACUGUGAGGGUUUUGUAAGGAUUUGGAGUCAAUUCAACAGGUCUAUAUGUUCACCAAUAAUCGGAGGCAAGAAGAGCGCACUGGAAAAUAUGGAACUCCAAGGCUUCAAUAUCUUCAGGACUUGGUGACUCAGUUUCAGAGUACAACUAGUGAAGAAUCAAAAGAGAAGAUAUUAGCUAAUUUGGCCAACUUUGCCUACGAUCCUUACAAUUAUGUCUUCCUACGCCAGCUCAAUGUUUUGGAACUUUUUUUAGACUGCAUAACUGAACCAAAUGAGAAGCUUGUGGAAUUUGGUGCUGGAGGGAUCUGCAACUCUUGUGUUGAUCCUGCAAAUGCAGCAAUUAUCACUCAAUGUGGGGGGGUUCCUCUUAUUAUUCAAUGCUUAUCAAGUCCAGUUAGAAAUACUGUAAGCUAUGCCAUUGGGGCUCUGUAUUAUCUCUGCAAUGCUUCAAACAAGGAAGGGAUAUUGAGGCCUGAGGUGGUGGAUGUCAUGAAAAGGUAUGCUGCAGCUGGUGCAGUUAGUGUAACCUUCAGCAAUCUGGCUCAGGCAUUUCUAGAUAAACACUGCUGUGAACUCCAGUAACUCCAAAGCCUUCUUUCGAGCAAUCCGUUAUCCAGUCAAUGACAAAGGCAGUCUUUCUCCUCCCUUCAUACUUUGUAUUAAAUUGGUUUUGUAUAGUUUGAUUUGCUUUAAUAAGCACUAUUAUUUGCUUUCUUAUUCAACAGCCUUAAACAUAUAUAAUUGCUAGCAUAACAUUAAAUGUGGAAAAAAUGGGUUCACAAUCUCAUCUUAUGGAAAGAAUUGUACCAUCA
This is a messenger RNA of Diospyros lotus (date-plum), 951 nucleotides long. RefSeq lists its product as uncharacterized. Lineage: Eukaryota; Viridiplantae; Streptophyta; Magnoliopsida; Ericales; Ebenaceae. Bases 185 to 721 code for a protein of 178 amino acids. The record is from RefSeq and is a predicted model, not a curated record. The transcript has 7 exons. Gene Ontology annotation, molecular function: protein binding.